AUGUCUACGGUCAUUCGGACUCUCAACGUGUCUUAUCCAGGGGAGGUGUUAGUCUUUUGGUUUGAAAAGUACAGGGAAGUAAAGAAAGAGCUGGGCAGACUCAAGGAUGCGCAUUCGCACGAAACAGAUGUAUGCGCUGAAGUCCAUAAUACGACACAGCAAGAACUUACCAAUAUUCUGAAGGACGAUACAGAAUACUCUCACGAGAAUCCUGAGUCUACAGCGCUCUCACGUUCUGAAGAACACAACGAAGGUCUCGGUCAGAAAAUCGCACAGCUAGAGAAAGCCAACGAGCAACUCACGACGCGUCUUCAGCAAUGCCAAGGUACUUACGAUAUCCUGUCACAACAAAUGACCGCCUUCAAGGAACAGUCGGCUACUCUGGCCACCGAAGUGCAUCACUGGAGAAUGAGAAAACUCUCAGAGAUGUUCGGCGAGGAUCCGCGCCUCGAAAUUAACGCCUCGUUGUCCACGUUGUCGUUCCUGGAUGUCGAGAUGCUUGCGAGCGCCCUCCCCGGGGAUUGGUGCCACUGCCUGCUGUAUUUCCACUCCCGGCGAUCCAACGACUUGCCCCUGCGGAUACCAGCCACUGCUAAGUCUGGGUAUUGGUUUCACAUCUCAACCCUGAUGCCUGAUCACAGAGAGUUUGAACUAAUCAUGGAAGGUCAACUCGGAGAGUGGACAUACCUCGGUAGAUACACCAGCGUGCCAUUCGUGGGAUGUGGGAUGACGCUAUUCGAAUGGAUGAACCUCGACGAACCGACCAAGUCGACGCACUGUUCGCGCGUAGUGACAAGCAUGCCGCAACCACAGCAACUGCAGGUGAAUUAUACACUCCAGGAGGUGAGGCGCCGAUACGACACCGGCGAAUGGAGAGUCCCAUGCAAGAGUCUUCGCUGCACGGGCUUCGACAGACAGACGUACGAAAUGCUGUAUGCUGCCGCAGACAAGAUGCGCGAACAGUCCGGAUCAGCGCAAGCUGCGUUGGUGCUGGAGUCUGCCAGUAAUGGCCCUUGA
Messenger RNA from Sparassis crispa, 1017 nucleotides. RefSeq lists its product as hypothetical. The record is from RefSeq and is a predicted model, not a curated record. Bases 1 to 1017 code for a protein of 338 amino acids. NCBI's taxonomy places the organism in Eukaryota, Fungi, Basidiomycota, Agaricomycetes, Polyporales, Sparassidaceae. The transcript is spliced from 7 exons.